Corylus avellana is the source of this 2140-nucleotide messenger RNA. RefSeq names its product Pectin lyase-like superfamily protein. The record is from RefSeq and is a predicted model, not a curated record. Gene Ontology annotation, biological process: carbohydrate metabolic process. Gene Ontology annotation, molecular function: polygalacturonase activity. Lineage: Eukaryota; Viridiplantae; Streptophyta; Magnoliopsida; Fagales; Betulaceae.
AAAAAGUCAACCUCCAAAUUCAGGAACACCUCGCCCUCCCCUACGAACUGAACAACCUUCCCUUCGAAUGCACUCCAUCAAUUUCUUAUAAACAAAAACGCAACUGAUUCUGACUAGUAACAUCUCACCCAAUCCGAAGAUUCUCCCUUUCACUCUCUCACCAUCCCCACUCAAACUACAAUCUGAUAUUUAGGAAUAGAUCCUCUCACAAAAUCAAAAACCCACAAAACCCACAAGACCACAUGUUAAAAUUCAAGCAAACCCACCAUUCCUUUCCUAGUUGAUCGAACUCACCUGUGACUUGCGUGGCUUGACUUGGCUUGUGGGUGCUGUUGUUGUAUCUAAGUGAUGGUGGAGAUCUUACCGCUAGGGCGGUUCAGCCACCAGAGACUGGAAUGGAAGCGGUGGGUACCGGCGUUCAUGUCCUCCCACAAGACCCUCUUCAUGGUGCUUUGGAUCGCCGCCUUUGCCUCGGUUUUCGUGUGGCAGAGGAACAUCGUGGACGGAUUCUGGGUGUUCGGGCGUGCCCAGAUGAAGCCCAUGCCGAGGCUGAGGCCUGUGGCAUUCAAUCUGACGGACUUUGGAGGGGUCGGCGAUGGGGUCACUGUGAACACCGAGGCCUUUGAGAGAGCAGUCUCGGCGAUCUCCAAGUUGGGGAAGCGAGGUGGUGCCCAGCUCAAUGUGCCUCCUGGGCGGUGGCUUACGGCGCCGUUUAAUCUCACUAGCCAUAUGACUCUGUUCCUUGCUGAGGAUGCUGAAAUACUUGGAAUUCAGGAUGAGAAGUAUUGGCCGUUGAUGCCUCCUUUGCCUUCAUAUGGGUAUGGGAGAGAGCAUCCUGGACCUCGGUAUGGGAGUUUGAUUCAUGGUCAAAAUCUCAAAGAUGUCACUAUUACAGGGCAUAAUGGUACCAUAAAUGGACAGGGUCAAACAUGGUGGAAGAAGUAUCGCCAAAAGGUCCUUAACCACACUAGGGGCCCUCUUGUUCAGAUAAUGUGGUCAAGUGACAUUCUGAUCUCUAAUAUAACUUUGCGUGAUUCUCCUUUUUGGACACUUCAUCCAUAUGACUGCAAGAAUGUAACUAUCAGAAAUGUUACAAUCUUGGCUCCCAUAUUCGAAGCUCCAAACACUGAUGGAAUAGAUCCAGAUUCAUGCGAGGAUAUGGUGAUUGAGGACUGUUACAUAAGUGUUGGGGAUGAUGGAAUUGCAAUAAAGAGUGGCUGGGAUCAGUAUGGAAUUGCUUAUGGACGUCCUUCAAUGAAUAUACUCAUCCGAAACCUUGUUGUUCGCUCUAUGGUCAGCGCCGGCAUAUCAAUAGGCAGUGAAAUGUCUGGUGGUGUAUCUAAUGUCACUGUGGAAAACCUCCUUGUCUGGGGCUCAAGGCGUGCGGUUCGUAUCAAGACUGCCCCUGGUAGAGGUGGAUAUGUGCGACAAAUAACCUACAGAAAUCUUACAUUUGAUAAUGUCCGUGUUGGAAUUGUCAUCAAAACAGAUUACAAUGAGCACCCUGAUGAUGGGUAUGAUCGAAAGGCUCUCCCAGUGCUUGAGGACAUUAGUUUCACCGGUGUCCAUGGCCAGGGAGUUCGUGUGCCAGUCCGUAUCCAUGGGAGUGAAGAAAUUCCAGUAAGAAAUGUGACUUUCCGAGAUAUGUCAGUGGGGUUGACAUACAAAAAGAAGCAUAUAUUCCAGUGUGCCUUUGUUGAAGGUCGUGUAAUAGGGACCAUCUUCCCUGCUCCUUGUGAGAAUCUCGAUCGAUACGAUGAGCAAGAACGGCUUGUUAAACGCUCAUUCGCCCAGAAUAUAACAGACAUAGAUUAUGAUUUUUGAGAAGGUGAUGGGUCCAAAAUCUCCCUGCCUCAUCUUUCUGGAGAUCGAUGACCUCUGUUUCUGUUUGAAAUGUUUUGGGUGGAUAAGGUUGGGGGAGGGGGCAGUCGAUGUUAUUUGUUAUGUUUUUUCAUGUGGUCUUUUUCGUUUUUCACCUCCAUUUUAUUAAGGGGAAAGGAAGUUAAUGAAUGGCAGAAGGGUGGAAAGAACGUUGAUAGAUGGAUCCAUCCGAAGAGCUCUUCUUGCUUAGAGCUUUCUAAUUUCAUGGAGUUGUAUAUACCAGGAAUUCUCAGAUGCUUAUACAAAUCUUUUAGUACCA